This is a messenger RNA of Paramuricea clavata, 494 nucleotides long. The record is from the annotation of a GenBank genome assembly. Lineage: Eukaryota; Metazoa; Cnidaria; Anthozoa; Malacalcyonacea; Plexauridae.
AUGCUACGAGUGAUGAUGAAUUGCAGCAGAAUUUUACCAUGGGAGAAAGUAGUGAAAAAGGUCGAAGACUUUUUACUACGCAUGCAAUAUUCUGGUUAUGACAAGAAGUUUAGAUAUGAGGUUGUAGCGUCUGCGUUGAAUGCAUAUAGAGUACGAAAAGAAGCUAAUAAAAGUGGGGAACGACCAAUGCAUAGACCAAAGGGGUGGAAUAAUGAGGAGAGAACGAAGGAGAAAAUCAGGAAAAAGAAAAAUUGGUAUGCAAAAAGAGGAAACGAAUCAGUAAUUUUUGUUCCAGCUACACCAAGCUAAGAUCGCAACUACAAAGAGAAUAUCAACAGGAGAUCAGAAACCUAGGUUUCAACAUCAAGGUAGUUGAGAAGGCAGGCAACACAUUGAAGAGGAUGUUACAACGAUUAGAUCCGUUCAAGCUAGAGAACUGUGGCAAGAGUGUGUACAACGGGGGUAAAAAGGACCUUGUGGUGGACAUAGAGUGA